GUAUACCCAAAACAGAGGAGUCCUCUUGGAAGGUGGACCUCUCGACUUUGAUAACGGUACAGUCAUUGUGAAAACGUCUGGAUGCCAUGCUGCAGCCAGAUUUGGUCCGACUCCUUACAGAGGGACAGGUGUUAGUAAAGAGCUGCGAUGAAGACUGUGCGACGAGAAACACACAGGAGCUGAGGCAGGGUGAGGAGGAGGAGGGACACCCGUUCAUCUUCACCCCGCAGCUAAUCCACCUGCACAGGGACCACGAGCUGUUCGAGGAUGGGGACAUUCACAGACACAUGUAUCUACAAGACCUCUACAUCUCAGAGGCCCACGACAAGCCAACAGCCAGUGUCUCAGAGUUUGCCUGUCACAUUGCUGGCUGCAGGACAGUCUUCAGCACUUUGGAGGAGUAUGAGCAUCACUACAACUCCCUGCACAGACACGUGUGCUGCUCCUGCCGUCGCUCCCUGCCAAGUGCCCGGCUCCUAGACAUUCACAUUCAGGAGUGGCACGACUCUCUCUUUACUAUUCUUGCCCAGAAGCAAGAUAUGUACCAGUGUUUGGUGGAGGGCUGUGGACAGAAGUUCAGGACUAGUAAACACAGAAAGGACCAUCUAAUACGAAUUCACAAGUAUCCUCCAGACUUCAGAUUUGACAAACCCAAGAAGGACAAAGGAACUAGAGAGACAAAGAGACCGCAGCAGAAAGACACAGCCAUGGAGGUAGUGGACGAUGUGUGUGAGUCCGAGGGUGUGUGUGAGGUUAUGUGUGAUUUGCUCUCCGAGCAACCCGAGCACAGGGAAUCCAUGGAGACGCAUGUGUUUGAGGAAGAAGCUACUCGCACGGCAGAGUCUACCUCUACUGAGGGGUACGCAGAUCUUUCUGCUGCAGCUGGCACUGGAAAUACAAGCACCGUGCAACUGCAACCACGAUAUUCCUACAGGGUCCCUGCAACUGUGUGCUUCGGUCACGGCUCCAUCCGAGGCUUCAGAGGGCGGCGGGGAAGGAGGAAGUGAAACACCAGAAUUUAGCCUCAUGUCCUUUUAAGAUGUAUAACUGUAUACCCUUGUCUUGUAACAUAAUAUAUUUACUGUCAUGUGUCCUUAACUUGAAAUAAAAUGUUUUUAUUGACAUUCAG
Molecule: messenger RNA, 1129 nt
Organism: Micropterus salmoides (largemouth bass)
Lineage: Eukaryota; Metazoa; Chordata; Actinopteri; Centrarchiformes; Centrarchidae
Gene: znf511
Product: zinc finger protein 511
Exons: 6
Coding region: 87-1007 (306 amino acids)
Source: RefSeq, a predicted model, not a curated record